AUGGGAAGUGAUGAGUGGGAUAAGGAAUUAAUCGAAAGUGAAAAGAGAUUGAAAGAUUCACUCGAAGGAAAGUAUCAAGAGUUUGAUGAGACAAAAACUCUCAUCUAUCAGACCCACAAGAGAAGUGCCACCAAAUUUUUGAACUUGUUUAUUGAUCUGGGAGGAAUUUUCAUCAAGGUUGGUCAGUACAUGUCCUCAAUGACCAAUUUCUUACCAGAUGCAUGGACAGAGACACUCCAAGUCUUGCAAGAUAAGGUUCCUUAUCAGGCAGAUUUAUCAGAAAUCAGGCUCAUGUUUGAGGAAGAAUUUCACAAACAUCCAGAAUUGAAGGAUAGGAAAUUGGAAGAUAUUUUCGAGUCAUUUGACGAAUUGCCAAUUGCUGCAGCAAGUUUGGCACAAGUACACAAGGCAAAGCUCAGAAAAGGGGCUAUUGAAUCACUGAAAGGAACUGAAUUGGACGGAUCGACAGUUGCUGUGAAAAUUCAAUAUCCAUCCAUUCGUUAUUUCUAUAAGGGAGAUAUGAUUGCCAAGCAAGCUGCCAUGGAGAUUAUUCACUUCUUCUUUCCUCAUUAUAACAUUUCAUGGAUGGGCAAAAUGUUGGACGAUACUCUGAAUCAAGAGUUGGAUUUUCACAUUGAACAUGAAAAUUCAAACAAGAUUAGAAAAUUAUUUGAGAAGGAGGAAGAAGGAAUCACCCAAAGUCUCUACAUUCCUAAAAUUGUUUCACCACUCUCUUCAAAAAGAGUUCUCACAAUGGAAUUUAUCGAUGGAUGGAAAAUUAGUGACAUUGAAUCUAUUACCAAACAUAUGGAUCAUAAGAGAAUGGUCGAAUCUGCCAAGACAACUAUGAGUAUAUUUGCCAAGAUGAUCUUUGUGUUUGGUUUCGUCCACACUGAUCCACAUCCUGGGAAUAUUCUAGUGAGGGCUCAUCCCAAAAAUCCAAAUCAUUCACAGGUUGUCCUACUCGAUCAUGGUUUGUAUCAGACAUUGGAUCCAGAUUUCAGAGUGAAAUUUGCAAGAUUUUGGAGAGCUUUGGUAAUGCAUGACAAGCCAGUUGUUGACCAAUAUUGUAAAGAUUUGGGUAUUGAUGAUUCUCAAUUGUAUGCCUCUCUGAUUUUAAUGAGAGGUUAUGAUGAGAAGAGUGGUAUUGGAUUGUCAUCUCAUGGAACAAAGGCAGAAUUUGAAACCUUCUUUAAGGGAAUUAUCAAGCACAGAAUGGACAAGUUCCAACAAAUGGUCAGAAAUAUGCCAACAGAAAUGUUGUUAAUUAUGAGAACCAAUAAUUUAUUGAGAUAUGUUAAUCAAUCGAUGGGAGUUCCUGUUAAUAGAUAUGUCAUUAAUGCAAGAAUUGCAUCAAGAGGAAUGUAUCAUUCUAAAUCUCUUCCAGACACUCUUAGUGCUUGUCAAGAAGGCAAACCUUUGAGUGAAAAUUUGUCAAUGUGGAAUUACAUGAAAUUGAAAUAUCAACAACAUUCUCAAUAUUUACAUUUCGAAACCAUUCUCUUUAUUUAUGAAUACAAGCAAUGGUUAUGGAAUGUAUGGUAUAGAUUAAUGAUCCAUUAUGGAUUUAUGGAACCAAUUAGAAUUCAAGUAGAUAAGAAUGAUAUGGAUGUCGUGUUAGCAGCUUAA
Molecule: messenger RNA, 1629 nt
Organism: Naegleria gruberi
Lineage: Eukaryota; Heterolobosea; Eutetramitea; Acrasida; Naegleriidae
Exons: 1
Coding region: 1-1629 (542 amino acids)
Source: RefSeq, a predicted model, not a curated record